AUGAUGAAGGGGAUGUCAUCAUUCAGGAAGCAUCUCAACAAGACGCACACACUGUGCCACCACUGUGACUCCAAGGACUACCAACUGCAGAAGUUCACCUGCAGCAAGUGUGGCAACCCCGCAAAGCACAAAAGAAAAUAUAACUGGAGUGCCAAGACCAAAAGGAGAAACACCACUGGGACCAGUUGCAUGAGACACCUUAAAAUUCUGUACCACAGAUUCAGACAUGGUUUCUGUGAGGGAACAAAGCCUAAACCUAAGAGAGCAGCUGUUGCAGCAUCCAGUUCAUCUUAA
Suncus etruscus (white-toothed pygmy shrew) is the source of this 294-nucleotide messenger RNA. RefSeq names its product 60S ribosomal protein L37-like. Gene Ontology annotation, molecular function: structural constituent of ribosome; RNA binding. Gene Ontology annotation, cellular component: ribosome; cytosolic large ribosomal subunit. The coding region runs from base 1 to 294 and encodes 97 amino acids. Gene Ontology annotation, biological process: translation. The transcript has a single exon. The record is from RefSeq and is a predicted model, not a curated record. Lineage: Eukaryota; Metazoa; Chordata; Mammalia; Eulipotyphla; Soricidae.